Messenger RNA from Benincasa hispida (wax gourd), 1378 nucleotides. RefSeq names its product urease accessory protein D (gene URED). The record is from RefSeq and is a predicted model, not a curated record. Lineage: Eukaryota; Viridiplantae; Streptophyta; Magnoliopsida; Cucurbitales; Cucurbitaceae. Gene Ontology annotation, molecular function: nickel cation binding.
AACAAAACUCUUCUUCGCACUUGUAAAUUGUAAAGCAAAUUCCUGUUUGAUUUGCUAGACAUUUCCACAGAGCAUGGAAAUCGACGGUGCGGUGGUGGUCGAGAAAGUUGCAGGAAAAUCCGCCGUCACCAGAUGCUUUUCUAAGUACCCCCUCAAAUUCAUCAUUCCCAGAAAGGUUGGUCCCUCCAAAACGGAUGCUAUUUGGAUUUACAGCCUCAAUUAUGGCGGUGGCAUUGUCUCUGGAGAUUCAAUUUCGUACGAAUUGACCGUUAAAAAUGGUUCCACUGCAGUCCUAACCACUCAGGCUUCUACUAAGGUAUACAAGUCCAAGGGAGAAGUGUGCUCUGAACAAUUAUUCGAGGCAAGGAUUGGUAGUGAUGCCCUUUUGGCUGUACUUCCAGAUCCGGUUACAUGCUUCGCCACCGCAAGGUAUGCACAGAAACAAGUCUUUCGAGUUGAUUCAGGCUCUAGUUUGGUUCUUGUUGAUUGGUUUACAAGUGGGCGCCAUGGAAGGGGAGAAAUUUGGGAAUUUGAUCUUUUCAAGAGUAGUAAUCAAAUAUUUCUAGAAGACGGCCAUCCAUUAUUUUUUGAUACGGUUCUUCUAGAGCGAGGAAGCACCAACUCUAUAAUAGAACGCAUGCAUGGAUAUCAAGUCAUUGCAAUGGUUGUAAUUUUGGGGCCAAAGGUCAAGAACAUUCGAGACCAAGUUCGAGAAAACGUGAAAAAGAUUAUGAGUGAACAAUUACACUCUCCUUUCACUUCUGCCCAUGGCGCACAAAUGAAAAUGAACUCUGAUCAUUUGUCGACCAAACCUCGAAUCAUGGCUUCUUCCAGCGUUUUUGGCCCCAUGGGAAUUGGCACCGUUGUUAGAAUAGCUGCCAUGGAAACUGAAACGGUCUACAGGUUCCUUCAGCAACAGUUAGCUUCAAUGGAGACACUUCUUGGAGUGCCACCUUAUAAAUGAGAAGCAUACCAAAACUUUUGGGCUUAAGCAUUCAAGGUGAGAUCGUGGUUGCUGAGUUGAUUUGAGUCAUUAGCUGUGAAUAUUCCAAGUGUUUUACUGAUCUUUGAACACGAGUCAUUUCCUUGUGAUGGAGCAAUAAUAACUAAUAAGUGGAAUAUUGUAUGUGGAACUUAACAUCAAUAAAAGUGAAGAACACAAGCCCAGGGUAGGCAGCUGUCUUGUGGAAUUGGAGCCUAUGAAAGCUAUAGAUUAGUGUUGUUUUGGUGCUUCCAAUCCGUGCAACGGUGGAAUAUUGUUUAGAGUCUAUGAAAGUUGUAGUCUGGUCUGGUUUUACAUUAUGUGUAAAACUUUAGAAAUGACGUUUUGUAUGGUGCAAAUUGUUAGAAAUGGAAAACUUCAAGCUUUUAGAAACAA